Molecule: messenger RNA, 1273 nt
Organism: Nipponia nippon (crested ibis)
Lineage: Eukaryota; Metazoa; Chordata; Aves; Pelecaniformes; Threskiornithidae
Product: keratin, type I cytoskeletal 19
Biological process (GO): epithelial cell differentiation; intermediate filament organization
Cellular component (GO): cytoskeleton
Molecular function (GO): structural molecule activity
Source: RefSeq, a predicted model, not a curated record
GGUAUUUCUCACCAUGGCCACUUACAGCGUCAGGCAAAUUACCUCUUCUGUGGCAGGGCGGCCUGGUGGCUCCUCGGUCCGUUUCGGUGGAGGUGGCUUGAGGGCUCCAAGCAUCCAUGGGGGAUCUGGUGGCAGGGGUGUGGCAGUCUCUUCUGCUAGAUUUGUCUCUUCUGGCCUAGGAAGCGGCCUGGGUGGUGGAUACGGAAGCAGUUUUAGCAGCAGCUUUAGUGGUGGUUAUGGUGGUGGAUUGGGUGGCGGUGAUGGCCUCCUCUCAGGAAAUGAAAAGGCAACUAUGCAAAGCCUGAACGAACGCCUCGCAUCUUACCUGGACAAAGUGCGUGCACUGGAAGAGGCGAACUCUGAUCUUGAAACUAAAAUCCGAGACUGGUACCAAAAACAAGGACCAGGCCCAGCUCGGGACUACAGUCCUUAUUACAAGACUAUCGAAGACCUUCGAGACAAGAUCCUUGAUGCCACUAUCGACAACUCGAAGAUUGUCUUGCAGAUUGACAACGCCAGGCUGGCUGCUGACGACUUCAAAACCAAGUUUGAAACAGAGCGAGCUCUUCGGAUGAGCGUGGAGGCUGACAUCAAUGGCCUGCGCAGGGUCCUGGAUGAGCUCACCCUGGCUAGAACAGACCUGGAGCUGCAGAUUGAAAACUUAAAGGAGGAGCUGGUCUACCUAAAGAAAAACCAUGAGGAGGAAAUGAGUGCCCUGGGAGGACAAGUAGCUGGCCAAGUCAAUGUUGAACUGGACUCUGCUCCAGGCAUUGACCUGUCCAAGACCCUGGCUGAUAUGAGAGACCAGUAUGAACACAUGGCUGAGAAGUACAGGAAGGACGCUGAGGCCUGGUUCCACAAGAAGGCUGAAGAGCUGAACCAUGAAGUAGCUGUCAGUAGCGAACAACUGCAGAGCAGCAAGUCCGACGUCACUGACCUGAGACGCGUCGUCCAAGGGGUGGAAUUAGAGCUUCAGUCCCAGCUCAACAUGAAAGCUGCGCUGGAAGGCACCUUGGUGGAGACGGAAGGGCGUUACAGUGCCCAGCUGGCGCAGUUCCAGGGCCUGAUUGACAGCCUCGAGGCGCAGCUGGCUGAGCUCCGAGCUGAUAUGGAGCACCAGAACAGUGAAUACAGGAUCCUCAUGGAUAUCAAGACUCAACUGGAGCAAGAGAUCACUACUUACCGACAACUCCUGGAAGGCCAGGAGUCCCAGAUGUUUGGCUCCCUUUCUGGAACUGACGACAAAAGAGACAAGCUGGCAGGUGGAAAAUAG